Penicillium longicatenatum is the source of this 1500-nucleotide messenger RNA. RefSeq names its product Zn(II)2Cys6 transcription factor domain-containing protein. The transcript is spliced from 3 exons. The record is from RefSeq and is a predicted model, not a curated record. Gene Ontology annotation, biological process: regulation of DNA-templated transcription. Bases 1 to 1500 code for a protein of 499 amino acids. NCBI's taxonomy places the organism in Eukaryota, Fungi, Ascomycota, Eurotiomycetes, Eurotiales, Aspergillaceae. Gene Ontology annotation, molecular function: zinc ion binding; DNA-binding transcription factor activity, RNA polymerase II-specific.
AUGCCAGGGGUCCCGACAGGACGUGCAUGCGAUGGAUGUCGCAAACAAAAGAAAAAAUGUGACGAGAAACAACCCGCCUGUUCACGCUGCAUUCGCCUGAAAAUAACAUGCGUGGGGUCGGGUCAACAGCGGUUUAAGUUCCAACAGGACAAGCGCUUUGCAUUUGCGGUUUCUUCUCGUCCUCAAGUGCAAAAAAUGGACUCUGACUCCCCCGAAGCGAUCAGUAAUGCCUCGGAGUUCGUUUCUAUAGUUGCUAUGCCGACCAAACCUGAGCCGAUGCAUAUUCGUCUUCCGCCAGAUUCUCCAACAGCGACUCUUACUAAUGACCUCUCGUCAUUGGCGAAUCGGUUUAUUAAAACUAUUAACCCAUCCACUGAUCUACGGUAUAACCUUUGGUGGACGUUCGGUGCGUAUUUGGAAGACAUCCCACGAAGACUAGGCACGAAUGAAGCGCUUGACCGCUCGAUCGAGGCAUUGACAACUGCGCAUGCUGGGUUCUGCAGUGUUCAUCGUCAAGGAGCGACCGUUGAGGCCUUGGCAAGUUACGCGCAGGCAUUAAAGACACUACGCAUCUAUCUAGAUGAUCGAGUCCAUGCGCGAUCAUCCAACACGCUUUGUGCGGUGAUGGUCUUGUUGAUUUGUCAACUGUUCUUGGGUCAGACUACACAAUGCUGGUCUGGGCAUGCGGAAGGGGCAGCACAGAUCCUUCAAGCCCGAAAACAAUGCAAACCGCGUGACCUGUUCGAGAAGAAACUAUUCCUGUCGUUACGCGGCAGUGUGCUCUUCGAGGGCCUCUUCAACGACCGAAUCAACCUCACUCAGGCAGAAUGGGACGAUCUCGUCACCAGUGAAUUCGAUCAAAAUACGCCCGAAGGCCGAAUUCUGGGAUGUCUCGCCCGCGGGCCUGAUUUGAUGCGCCGCGGCCGUCAGAUCCUACAAACAGGCACCGAUGCGACCCUCAUUCGCGCUGAGAUCUUGACAUUAUACCAAAUAUGCCAAGUAAAUCUUCUGGAGCUGAAGGCUCGAGCAAUCGAGAACGAUGUCUCAUCCGUUGACAUGACGAGCUUCUCCAAGAGGGCCGAGAAAGCAGUCAGGGAUUUCUUCUAUGCACAUUACCAACGCACGUAUGGAGUCGGGCUAGUCGUGACAUUGUUUUUCAAUUGUAUGCUUGGGGCACUCGUGACGAAUGCUUAUGACGGUGAUUCUGUUUCUGCUGAUGCCACAGAGCUUGCAGAAGAGGUUCUCGCACUCGCGGAGCGGUCGGCGAUUUAUCGACCUGUUGGCGCAGCUUAUCUUCUUAUUUGUCUUGCGGCUGCGUGGGCGGCUACUAGUGACCCCGUGUUGAAGGCAAAGGUCAGGGUCGCACUAAAUGACUAUCGUGGGGAUUUUAGAAUGAGGGAUCCGACUUAUCUGUCCCAGGAACUGGAGUGGACGGCUGAGCAUUUAAGGCUCGGUAUUCCCUUUCGAAUCAAUGGGGAGAGCUAUUAUUCGGGUUUAUAG